Molecule: messenger RNA, 330 nt
Organism: Strongylus vulgaris
Lineage: Eukaryota; Metazoa; Nematoda; Chromadorea; Rhabditida; Strongylidae
Source: the annotation of a GenBank genome assembly
UUCAGUGCUCUAUCCAAAUUCGGCGGCCAGCCCUACGAUGAACACCCGUUAAGCAUAUUCAAUAUACAAGACUGGCCUGCUGCUAAGAUGCGAAGAAUUCGUCCAGAAUUCUUUAGACAAAAUUUGCGUGGAGCUUGGGAGUUCAACUAUGUUGGUGCGAAGAAUGCUCUUCGUGACGACUUAGCUGUAUUAUAUGAAACGGUAGUCAAAACUCAGUAUGGAGCGCAUUUCACGCAAGAUGACGCUGAAGCUUUGGUGCAGAUAUGCGUUGCAUAUGGAAAAGCGUUCCAAGAUUAUGUAGACUACAAAGCUGCAUACUUUCCAUUCUGA